Benincasa hispida (wax gourd) is the source of this 761-nucleotide messenger RNA. RefSeq lists its product as uncharacterized. Gene Ontology annotation, cellular component: nucleolus. The record is from RefSeq and is a predicted model, not a curated record. NCBI's taxonomy places the organism in Eukaryota, Viridiplantae, Streptophyta, Magnoliopsida, Cucurbitales, Cucurbitaceae.
GUAAUUGUCCAGAAACUUCCAAAGGUUCUUAUAAACACGGACGUUUCCAAUUAGAGAGCAGAGUUCUACAAGUUUCGAGAGCCUUCGCUCGAAUCGAACCAGUUCGUAAGAUCGUAAUCGGGAAAGAUGUCGGAGUACGAGAAUGUGGUGAUGGGGAAGUUGAGGAUCAAGGGGAAGGCAUUAGGCGUAAAAGGAGACGGAAUCAGAAAGAAGAAGAAGCCGAGGAAGCAAUUUGACAAUUUUUCUCAACUUGUGAGAGGAGACGAUCUCUCAUCAGGAAAGAACAUACACGAUGACGCUAUCGAUGGCGACAAUGGCAAAGGGUCGUAUGCUGCAAACGACAAUAUGCUAACACCGGCCGAGAGGCGAUAUCUUCAGCAAUGGGAAAAGAUUGAUCUUCAAAGAAUGGCCCAGAUGGCUAGCAAAUCUCACCGGGAUCGGAUUCAAGAAUUCAAUCAAUAUCUUGCCAAUUUGAGUGAGCACCAUGACAUUCCUAAAGUCGGGCCUGGCUAACUAUUUUCUCUUGUUUGAUUUUAGUCAUCUUAUUCUUGAUUUUCUGACGAUUGGAUUCAAGGAUUCAAUCAAGAUCUUGCCUAUUUGAGUGAGCACCAUGACAUUCCUAAAAUCGGGCUUAGUUCUAUUUUAGUCAUUGUAUUCUUAAUUUCUUUUGUCCAUGUACAAUUAAAUUUAAAAUCAAUUAAAAAUAUCUCAACAAGAAUUGGACAUUUUUGGAAAUAUAAAAUUGGACAAAUUUUAUAGUA